This is a messenger RNA of Schistosoma turkestanicum, 543 nucleotides long. The record is from the annotation of a GenBank genome assembly. NCBI's taxonomy places the organism in Eukaryota, Metazoa, Platyhelminthes, Trematoda, Strigeidida, Schistosomatidae.
AUGGAUCCAUUUCUAGAUGCAUUUUUUGCUGUGGAUCUUGAUCGUGAUGAAAAAAUCAGUAUGCGUGAUCUCAAGAACUAUGUGGAAAGAAAUAAUUUGGAUGAAAAAAUGAUUGAAAACUGGGGAAACUUAUUCGAUCCAGAGAAUACUGGUUAUAUAACAUUAGGAAAGUUUUGCGAUGUACUAGGAGUAAGAAUGGAAGAUGCACGAAAGGUUAGGGAUGAAUUUAUAAAUCGUUCAUCCAACUUACUUCCAGCCGACAUCAGUGUUAUAUCACAUCAAAUGAAUAUUAAUGAUCAGAAACAAAUAAGUGAUCAAGCCAGAAGUUUAUUGUCUCCACCUAACCAAUUGGAUAAUAAAGAGAUUGCACAUCGUUUAAAAUUAUGGCUACAUAAGACGUAUGGUCCAACAUGGCAUGUCGUUGUAUUACGUGGAGCUUAUGGCACAUCAUAUACACAUUUAGAGAAUCGAUCAUUUCAAUUUCGGCUACGAGACAGAUGUUUUUUAAUUUGGGGCACACCCGAUAAGUUACAAUCGAUUUAA